GCAAAUCUGUCUUAUUGAGAAAGAAGCUUUUCCUUGAUUAGAACUCUCACUCCCUGUCAUAUCCUGCUUAUAUCCUAAAUGGAUAGUCUCUCUCUAAACACAUUCUCCCCCUUGGACACAAAUACCUUUUCUGAUGAAUCAAAAAUGGUAAUAGAUUUCAUUGCUGAGUAUUACAAAAACAUAGAAAAAUACCCAGUUCAAAGCCAGGUUCAACCUGGAUAUCUCUCGACUAAGUUGCCUAAAUCUGCACCGUAUUGCCCUGAGUCAAUCGAAGAUAUCCUGAAAGAUAUUUCUGAUAGCAUUAUACCUGGCCUGACACACUGGCAAAGCCCCAACUUCUUUGCCUACUUCCAAAUAAAUGCUAGCAAUGCCGGUUUUCUUGGAGAGAUGCUUUGCUCAGGAUUGAAUGUUGUUGGCUUCAACUGGAUUUCAUCUCCUGCUGCCACGGAGCUUGAAUCUCUUGUCGUGGAUUGGAUGGGAAAUUUGAUGAAACUCCCGUCCUCAUUUCUUUUCUCAGGAAAUGGAGGUGGUGUCUUGCAUGGAAGCACUUGCGAGGCUAUAAUUUGUACCCUAGUCGCAGCAAGAGACAGAGCCCUGAAAAGAUUGGGAUGGGAUAAAAUCACAAAGUUGGUGGUUUAUGCCUCUGAUCAAACACAUGCAACUCUUCAAAAAGGCACUAGAAUAGUUGGCAUCCCAUUUUCCAAUAUCCGUUCCCUUCCAACAUCAUAUUCAUCAGGGUUUUCUCUGUCAAGUCGAACAUUGCAGGAAGCAAUCGAAAACGAUAUAAAAUCUGGGUUGGUUCAUCUUUUAUGUGCAACUGUAGGAACAACAGCCUGUGGAGCAGUUGAUCCUAUAGAAGAGUUGGGGAAAAUAGCUAGGAAAUACGACUUGUGGUUUCACAUCGAUGCAGCUUAUGCAGGAAAUGCCUGUAUUUGCCCUGAGUUCAGGCAUUAUCUCAACGGGGUAGAACUUGCAGACUCAAUCAGCAUGAACCCACAUAAAUGGUUUCUUACUAACAUGGACUGCUGUUGUUUGUGGGUUAAGCAACCUGAUUCCCUAGUGGAUUCACUAUCUAUCGAACCAGAAUACCUGAGGAAUACUGCUAGUGAAUCCGGUGCUGUAAUAGACUAUAAAGAUUGGCAAAUUGCACUGAGCAGACGAUUCAGGGCCAUAAAGCUCUGGGUUGUGAUUCGUAGACAUGGAUUGGCUACCCUUAUGCACCACAUACGCAGCGACGUGAACAUGGCGAAACGUUUUGAGUCAUUGGUGGCUAAUGACAAGAGGUUUGAGAUAGUGGUGCCAAGAAAAUUUGCUUUGGUUUGCUUCAGGCUAAAGCCUAAGGAUGGAGCAAAUAGCAGUGAUGAACUGAACAGACGGCUACUGGCUAUGGUGAAUCAGAGUGGACGUGCGUUCCUGACUCAUGGGGUGGCAGGAGGAAUUUAUUUUAUACGUUGUGCAAUUGGAUCAACAUUGACUGAAGAACGACAUGUAGAUGAUUUGUGGAAGCUGAUUCAAGAAAAGGCUCAUUCUAUGCUUUCAGGUUAAUGCAAUAUAUCUUCAAUAACCAACACUAAUUAACGUUGGAAUAUGUAACCAAUUCGUUUCUGUCUUUACUUCCUUUUUUUUUUUUUUUACAUUCUUGUAUUUUGGCUUUAUGGAUCAAAUUGUUGGGAUUGUAUUUUUAUUGGGAUUGUAUUUGUAUUCACCCAUAUAUAAGCAAAAACAUAUUGGAAAUAAAAUUAUAUUUUCUUGGCCA
Ricinus communis (castor bean) is the source of this 1756-nucleotide messenger RNA. Its product is annotated as phenylacetaldehyde synthase. The record is from RefSeq and is a predicted model, not a curated record. Gene Ontology annotation, biological process: amino acid metabolic process. Gene Ontology annotation, molecular function: pyridoxal phosphate binding; carboxy-lyase activity. NCBI's taxonomy places the organism in Eukaryota, Viridiplantae, Streptophyta, Magnoliopsida, Malpighiales, Euphorbiaceae.